Molecule: messenger RNA, 2751 nt
Organism: Cercopithifilaria johnstoni
Lineage: Eukaryota; Metazoa; Nematoda; Chromadorea; Rhabditida; Onchocercidae
Source: the annotation of a GenBank genome assembly
AUGCGGAAAGAAACGAAAAUACGUUAUCGAGAAGUUAAUUCACCAUUACAAAUUCAAAUUUUACUCUUCUUAAUGAUCUCAUUUGCAUUUAUCGUUUUAUUGUUGACUUUUCUGAUUUUUUCAUCCAAACAACACUACGGACAACAAACAACAUUAUUAAAACAACGUAAUUCAAUCAUUAACAAUAUUUCAACCAUAACUUCACAACCAUAUUUCAGGCUACCGACAAAUAUUCAUCCAUUACAUUAUAAUCUUAAAUUGCACGUAUUUCUACCGUAUCAAGAUGGAUUAAAUUUUAAUGAACGAAAUUUUAGCAUUAAUGCCGAUGUAACAAUUCGUAUUGCAUGCUUUCAAUCAACUGAUCGAAUUAUUUUAAAUGCUAAAAAUUUGAAAUUUGAUGAAAAUGAUAUAAGAGUGAAAAAUAGUUAUAAUGAAUCGAUACCGCUGUUAAGCAUUCAUCGUUAUCAACAUAAGGUAGAUGAUAUUCAUGUUGUUGAGAUAAUACUAAUGCAAGAGCUUCUUUCUGAUCAUGAUUAUUUGAUUUAUAUCAAAUAUCAGGGUUUUAUCAAUGAUGUUUGGACUGGUGGUCUUUAUAAGACACAAUAUAAUAUCAAUGAAGAGACAAGAUUUUUAGCACUUACACAACUACAACCAACAGAUGCAAGUCGUUUAUUACCAUGUUUCGAUGAGCCAGGAAUGAAAGCAACAUUUCGGAUCAGUAUAAUUCAUCCCAUAGGUACAUCAGCUGUUUCUAAUUCACCAGUUCGUCGCUAUCGUCAUCUUAAUUCGAAAUGGAUUAAAACAGAUUUUGAGGUGACACCAAUUAUGUCAACUUAUUUGCUAGCAAUAGCUGUCAGUGAUUUUGUUUUCAAAUUUCGUCAUUGUGGAAAAAUUGAAAUUCGUGUUUGGUGCCAAUCAGCGGUGGUACAUGAUAUCGAUUAUGCGUUAAAUAUUGCAUGUCGAUUAUUAAUUUAUUAUGAAAAUUUCUUCUCAAUUCCAUAUCCACUCAAAAAACUUGAUAUUUUCACAGCACCUGAAUUACGUGUAUUGGCAAUGGAAAAUUGGGGCUUAAUUAUUGUACGUCAAAAAUUGAUGCUUUACAAUAAACAUCUCAAUAGUUUACGUGAGAGGAGAGUUGUCACAGAUGUCAUUGCACAUGAAGUAGCUCAUAUGUGGUUUGGAAAUUUAGCAACAAUGCGUUGGUGGAAUGAUCUAUGGUUAAAUGAAGGUUUUGCAACGAUGAUGGGACAAAAAGCAGCUGAUUUUGUUGAAAAUACAACACUACGAAUGUCACAAUGUUUUGCGGCUGAUAUAACUUUAAAAGCAUUAUCAAGUGAUCAAUAUACAACAAUGACACAACCGAUAAGUUUGAAAGAGAACAGCGAUCGUAUACAUGGUCAAGAUAUUAAAAUAAUCUAUAAUAAGGGUGCAGCAGUAAUUCGUAUGGUGGAAUCAACAAUUGGUCAGGAAGUAUUUCGAAAAGGAUUAAACCUUUAUCUGGUUGAAUUUGCUUAUGCAAAUGCUGAUAAGAGCAAUCUUUUAAGGAGUUUUUCAAAAGCAAUGGUUUAUCAUCAUAAUCCAUUCUUUGGUACCAAUUUUUCAGUCUAUAAUUAUAUUGAUUCUUGGAUUUAUCAACGAGGAUUUCCAUUACUAAAAGUUCGACAAAUUGGUGAUUAUUUUGAAAUUACUCAACAAAUAUUUGAUUUUGAUAAUAAUAAUCAAUUUGCUGAUACGCAAUGGAAAGUACCGAUAUUUACACGAGAAAAUCAACAUGAUGAAAUUCAUUGGUUAGAAGAGAAUAAAAAAUUAAAACUAUUCCAUGGAUCACAUAAAUUAGUAUUAGAUCCAAAUUUUCAUGGUUAUUAUCGUAUCGAAUAUGAACUUCACUAUUGGAAGCUUCUCAUUGAUCAUUUACUCUACAAACAUAAUUAUUUUUCUGUUUCAACACGAUUUAAAUUACUCGAUGAUGCAUUUGUAUUAGCUGAAAUUGGUAACAUACCGUAUGCAAUACCAAUGAAAAUGUCACUGUAUCUUACAAAUGAAACAAAAGUUGUACCAUUUAUAACAUUUCUUACACGUUUUGAAACAAUCCUCUAUCGUGUUUAUCGUCAUCCAAAUGCAACACUUUUUAAUAAAUAUAUGCAGUUUCUCAUGGAGCCACCGUUUCAACGAAUUGUUAAUGCUGAAAGUAACGGAAAUAUUUCACAUAAUAUGGAAUUUGAAUUUGUAAGAGAAUUGAUAUAUUUAAAAAUGUGUGCCAGUGGCUAUCAACGAUGUAUUGAAAUGUUUCGUUCACGUUUAAAGGAACUUUAUGAAAAUUGUACGGAACAAUCACUUAGCAAUGGUUGCAAUAGAUUAGAAGCAAGCCUACGUAAUACGGCUUAUACGGUAGCAACCAAAUACGGGAAUCAGGCGGAAUUAACAUUUAUGAUCAAUAAGUUACAUGCAGAAGAAUAUCACGUUGAACGUGAUAGGAUUUUUUCCGCACUUGCCAGUAGCUCUAAUCAUUCUUACAUUGAAAUGAUAGUAAAAGAAGUGUUAAUUAAAAAAGAGAAAGAUACUGAUUUUCGACCUAAAUUAUACGAACUUUCAAGGAAAAAUUAUGAUAAUGGAGCAGUUGAACAAUACAUAUUUAAUAAUUUUGCUGAUCUUGUCAAGAGGCACGAAAAGUAUGGAUCAUUUUUUAUACUUCAAAUGGCAAGAGGAUAUGGUACUAAUGAAGAUUUGCAUAAAGUUAGUGCUCUUUUAUAA